Penicillium oxalicum is the source of this 1203-nucleotide messenger RNA. RefSeq names its product peptidylprolyl isomerase ESS1 (gene pin1). Gene Ontology annotation, cellular component: cytosol; nucleus. Gene Ontology annotation, molecular function: peptidyl-prolyl cis-trans isomerase activity; protein binding. The coding region runs from base 1 to 1203 and encodes 400 amino acids. The transcript has 4 exons. NCBI's taxonomy places the organism in Eukaryota, Fungi, Ascomycota, Eurotiomycetes, Eurotiales, Aspergillaceae. The record is from RefSeq and is a predicted model, not a curated record.
AUGGCUGCUACUGGUCUCCCCGCUGGAUGGGAGGUUCGUCACUCGAACUCCAAGAACCUGCCUUACUACUUCAACCCUUCCACCAAAGAGUCCCGUUGGGAACCUCCCGCCGAUACCGAUACAGAGACGCUCAAGGAAUAUAUGGCGACUCACCAUUCUGUGGCGCACCCACAUGAUGUCAGUGGACAAGGAGAGGGCAAGAUUCGUUGCAGUCAUCUCCUUGUGAAGCACCGUGACAGCCGUCGCCCAAGUAGCUGGCGAGAGGCUGAGAUUACUCGGUCUAAGGAGGAGGCUAUCCAGAUUCUGAAAGGCUACGAAGAACGCAUUCAGUCCGGUGAAUCCCUAGGUGAUAUUGCUGUCUCGGAAUCGGAUUGCAGCAGCGCCAGGAAGAAGGGUGAUCUUGGCUUUUUCGGACAUGGUGAGAUGCAAAAGGAGUUCGAGGAUGCGGCCUUUGCGCUGCAGCCUGGUCAAGUCAGUGGCAUUGUGGAAACAGCCUCUGGCGUCCAUCUCAUUCAACGACGCCCUCCUGUUUCUUCGUUCAAAACAAUCUUAUCUUACCCCGGGGUUCCAGAGGAUUUCAAGCCCCCAGAGUAUCUCACUAUCCCCGAUGAGCUUCGUCAGCAGCACGCAAGACUUGCUGAUGCCGCGGGGGCUGUGAUCAAUGGUCUGCGCAUACUUCAAGGUGUUUUAGACAACCAUCUCAUCGGUCUUUGCCCCGAAAUGAGCGGUCCCAUUCUCGAGCAGCAUAUCAGUGCCCUUCGACGCCUCGACAGCUGGAGGGAAAACACCCUCGUCAGAAACCCAAGUCUUCUCCCGGCUGCUAAGAUCCCCAGCUUCGCCCUUCAACUCACCGUGUACAAACCGGCCUACGAGGAUCUUACGACCCUUUUCAACCUACGUACAUGCCGCCUCCUUUCAAGAGAAUGGGCGAGCUACUGCUUCAAAAGCACAGCCAUUCAUGUCGAGGCGGCACGGCGGCUGGGUGCCGAGGAGUACGAGGCAUGGCUUUACUGGUGGAGAGUUGAGUUUCAGCCUCGUGAAAGAGAGUGGCAGUCUUAUGUCCGCAGAAUGAUCCUGCCAACGUGGGAGCAGGCCAUGUCUUCACUGCACCUCAUGAUCUGGGAGUGUGCUGAGGAGCCUCGAACUGUGAUCAGAAAUAUGAUGUCUUCUGAGGAGUACGACUACCACGUCAACAUCAUCUAG